GUGGCGCUUCGGCGCCGGGAAAGCGAGCACCUUGCGUGAAGGCGGCGUCGGCGGUGGGAAGUGCAGCAGUAGGCGGAGAGGAGGAGAAGCAGGAGGUGGUAGCUGCGGACCUUGGACGGGGAGACGCCUUGUUUGGCUGGCGCCACCCAGGCUGGGGUCAUCUUUCCAGGUGACACACCGGCUGUGGAGUGGACGUGCCGCGGGCCUUUCUCCCUGUUUGGGACCCAGAACCCCUCUCCCCAGAGAAACUUGAUACUGUCCAUCUUCCUCAUACACAGUGAGCGUGCGUGGAGAGAGAAUGAGGUCCGGAUUGUGAGCUCGGUAACUGCCUUUUUCAAAGAACGCUUUAUUGAGGUAUAAUUAAUAUACAAAAAAAAACUGCACAUGUUUAAUAUAUACAAUUGAUGAGUUUGGACAUAUCCGUACACCUGUGGUACCAUCACCAGACUCAAGGAAUUAGUAAGCAAAAGAAAGACUGACAAAAGGAAAAGAAGCCAACAAAGACAACUUUGGAAGCACUGAAUGCAGCGAAAUAAGAACAAUGGAUCUCAAGUUCAACAACUCCAGGAAAUAUAUUUCUAUAAGUGUCCCAUCCAAAACCCAAACAAUGUCACCACACAUCAAGUCAAUAGAUGACAUUGUAGUUCUUGGCAUAAAUCUCAGCAGAUUUAACAAACUUACACAAUUUUUCAUAUGUGUUGCUGGAGUUUUUGUAUUUUACCUCAUUUAUGGAUAUUUACAGGAAUUAAUAUUUUCAAUGGAGGGUUUUAAGCCCUAUGGCUGGUACCUUACUUUAGUGCAGUUUGCAUUUUACUCUAUAUUUGGCCUUAUAGAGCUUCAGCUUAUUCAGGACAAAAGGAGAAGAAUCCCAGGAAAAACCUACAUGAUAAUAGCGUUUCUAACUGUGGGCACCAUGGGCUUAUCAAACACUUCCUUGGGCUACCUGAACUACCCUACCCAAGUCAUUUUCAAGUGCUGCAAAUUGAUUCCUGUUAUGCUAGGAGGAGUUUUUAUUCAAGGAAAGCGUUACAAUGUUGCAGAUGUGUCUGCUGCAGUAUGCAUGAGCCUUGGUCUGAUAUGGUUUACCCUAGCUGAUAGCACGAUUGCACCAAAUUUCAACCUGACAGGUGUGAUCCUUAUUUCCUUGGCGCUGUGCGCAGAUGCGGUCAUUGGAAAUGUUCAAGAGAAAGCCAUGAAACUGCAUAAUGCUUCUAACUCAGAAAUGGUUUUGUAUUCGUAUUCAAUCGGCUUUGUGUAUAUUUUACUCGGAUUGACAUGCACUAAUGGAUUAGGCCCUGCAGUAACAUUUUGUUCAAAGAAUCUAAUUCGGACCUACGGUUAUGCUUUCCUUUUUUCCCUCACUGGGUAUUUUGGAAUCUCCUUUGUUCUGGCUUUGAUUAAAAUUUUUGGUGCACUUCUUGCUGUAACAGUGACAACAGGAAGAAAAGCAAUGACCAUUGUACUUUCAUUUAUAUUCUUCGCUAAGCCAUUCACAUUUCAGUACAUAUGGUCUGGUUUGUUAGUUGUUCUUGGUAUAUUUCUCAAUGUUUACAGCAAAAAUAUGGAUAAAAUAAGACUACCAUCACUAUGUGAUCUGAUAAACAAAACACUAGAAGCAAGAAAGUCACGGACGUUGGCACAGACUGUAUAGGCAGUGAUUCUUGCUGUUUAACAUAGAAUUCCAAGGAACAAUCAUCAAUUAAUUGCCUUUCCAAAGGGAUUAUUAUAAAAACCAAAGGAUCUGAAGGCAGGCUCUCCGUUUGCGCCUGGAUUGCAUAUAAAGUCAGCCCUUUCUUCCAAGCUCUUGUUGGACUGUGUGGCUUCUGAAGCAGUCAAGACAGCAGCAUCUGUCACACCUUAGAAUAAAAUGCCAAUAUGAAGGACUGUUACUCUUCGCAGUUUAUUGAGAAUUUCACUGGAAAUGGAUUGGACCAUGUCGCAAGACUAAUUAGAUAUCAUGACAUAUCAAACAAAUUGAUAUAUAAUAGCAGAUUGUUUUCAUUCCAUUUUGGUGGUGUUAUUUAAAUUGAUUCUCUGUUAUAAGAGUGAACUGAUGAUUUAAAGUCUAGAGAGAAUUACUUCAUUAUAAAUAAAAAUUAUUCUGUGAUUUUUUUAUUUUGAAGAAUGUUGAUACAAUUUUGUUAUCCAAGAGGGCAGUGAAGGGUGGAGAAAGACUUUACAUAAACUUUAAAACUUAGGCUUUUCUCUGCUAAUUUAAAAGUAUUCUUUAGAGAAAACGUGCUUUAAGUUUUCUGUAAAAUACAGACAAUAUGGUAAAAGAAGUCAUACUGCCUCCUGUAAGUAUGUAGCACAAGAAAAAUUUGCUACUAUUCGACAAAGAAGUGCUAAAAGAUUUAAUCAUUUGGAUCUUCUAAUUGGAGGGAAAAUAAUUGAUGUCUAAUAUAAAAUAAUAAAAUUGUCAUCUUUUUUCUCAUAAAAGUGGAAUUUAAUUUGGCAGGUUGAAGAUGAAAUAGGAUAAAUUUUAAAACUAUAAGUAGAUAUGGCAAAUGUGUACAGUAUAUUGUUUGCACAGUUUUGGAUCUAAACUCAUAAAGAUUUUGGCCCUUAUUUUUUAGCAGUGAGUUUUAGAAUUGCUUCUACUGUAUUAAAAAUCUUAUUAAUCUUCAUUUUCAGUGUAAGUAAUGUUGGUUAAAAUAGCUCAGGAUCUGUGCUAUUGGCAGUAUCACUAUAUUUUGUCAGUAUAAUAUCCUUGGAAUAUUUAAUCUCAAUUCUUAAAAUUCCAUUGUAUUCUGAUGGUGACUUUAGCCUGUUAUAUGCAUAUGUGGGUACAACAGAGCCCGUGAUAAUUUAAGGAUCUAACAUAAGGAAUUCUGACUGAUUUUCAUUUGUUAUAUAUUAAAAUACCGUGCAUUUUUCCCCCCAAAUGGUAAUUAAACACUUUUAAGUUUUCAUAUUUUAAAAUGAAAGGAAUCUUAAUUUUUACUUCAGUAUGCUGCCUUAAUCUCAAAAAAAAUAAGGAUUUGUGCUUUAAAAAAAAGUCAGUUUUCCCACAUCCUUGAAAAAAUGUUAUAAUUAACUUAUCAGGGCAUCAUUUUAUCCCCCACUAUGUUUUAGUAUUUUACUUCUAUCCCUAUUAACAAACUCUUCAUCACACCCUACCCCCAAUUUAAACAGUUUAGCACUGUUUAAAAAUCAGUUUUCCAACUGAACUCUUUAUACUCCAUUUCCUUUUUUUACCUGCCAUCAGAUGGAGAUAAACUUCACUUAUUUACAUCCAUGGAGUCAUUUUAAUGAAUAGUCUGAAAUAUAGAAUAAUUUCUAUAGCAAAGGAAAUCAACAUUUGAAUGUGUGUUUGUGCCAGAUUUUAAAUAUGAUCUUUCGUUAAUAUUAUGGCAUCCCAACAACCAAAAUAAGUAAUAACAAAGGAAUUAAAAAUAAUAACUGCAAUUGCCAAUAUUUAAUUGCUUGUUUGGUGUCAGGCCCUAUUGUAAGUGCUUCAUGAGCAGUAACUUAUUUAAUCCUCACAACAUCUCUAUGAGGGUAUUAUUAUUCUAUAAGGGUAAGUAUUACCAUCGUCAUUUUACAGAUAAGCUGUGGCCAGAGGGAUUAAGUGACAUGCCUCACCUAACAUAGCUGGACAAAGCCGGAGCUGUCUGUCACGCAGUCUGGUUUGAGUCCUUGCCCUUAACCACUGUGGUUGCCUCUCUGUGGAGAUGUGAUUAUUCUUGUUCUCAUUUUCACCAAUGCAGAGGUGAGGACCAGGGUAAGUACUUCUAGCUCAUCGUCAACAUAACUGCUAAGGCAGUGGGUUUCAAGUUCUGUCAUACUCCAAAGCAUAUUUUCUGUCCAUUGGACCCCACUAUAAAUAUUUAAGUAUAAUACCACUUUAAGUAAUAAAGUGUCUCUAAAUAAAGAAUUUAUGAGGCAUACUUAAAAAGCAAGGGUCAUUUGAUUGAACAUUAAAGGCAGAAGGAUGUAUUUGUUUUAAGCAUUAGUACAGAAAUUGUUUCUUCAGCUGUGUUCACAUCAGGUGCCUGCCAUACAGUAGGCACUCAGUAAAUAUCUGUGUCACGAAACUAAUCAAAGAACCCCAUUAGACCAAAAAAGACUGAAUAACUGAUGUUCUUAAUUUUGCCAUAGUCCCUUUUUUUUGGCAUAAUACUCGGGCAAUAAAAUCACACAGCAGAAGAAUCUGGGUAACGUGUUAGACAACUAUAUCAGCCUAGCCAGAACCCUCUAAGGCCAUGUUGUGUAGUAAAGAAUUUGGCUGCCCUUUGUCCCUGGUUCCUAGAAGGGAACUCCUAAUCCUUGGAAUUGUCCAAUUGGUGGGCCCCUAGAUGGUGCCAGGGUGGAGGCUGGUCUUUCUGAAAAGACUAACCAUGUGAUUAUAGGGUUGGGGGUUUGAGCCAUAUGAUUUCAGCCCAUCCUCGGGGAAAGAGGGUUGGAGAUUGAAUUCAAUCCUGUGGCCAAUGAUUCAGUCAUGGCUAUGCAGUGAGACCCCAAUAAAAGCCGUGAACGCCAAGACUUGGGAGAGCUCCCCUGGUUGGAGAUACACAUUGCUGUGCUAGGAGGGUGAUGUAUCCUGAAGACAUGGAAGCUUCGCGUUUGCACCUCUUCCAAAACUUGCCCCAUGGUUCUCUUGUCUGGUCCUGAUUUGUAUCGUUUAUAAAAUAAAACUAA
Molecule: messenger RNA, 4641 nt
Organism: Rhinolophus ferrumequinum (greater horseshoe bat)
Lineage: Eukaryota; Metazoa; Chordata; Mammalia; Chiroptera; Rhinolophidae
Gene: SLC35B3
Product: solute carrier family 35 member B3
Exons: 11
Coding region: 542-1651 (369 amino acids)
Biological process (GO): transmembrane transport
Cellular component (GO): Golgi membrane; endoplasmic reticulum membrane
Molecular function (GO): 3'-phosphoadenosine 5'-phosphosulfate transmembrane transporter activity
Source: RefSeq, a predicted model, not a curated record